UGAAAUAGAAACGAGAUGAAGAUGGAAUUCUUGCGCUUUUUUUCUAUAAUUGCAACAUUUCAAGCAAUAUAUCCUGCAAACGGUUCCUCAGUACAACUGAUAAAUAAUGGCUAUGAAGACAUUCUUAUUGCAGUCAAUCCAAAUAUCCCAGAAAACUCAAAGAUUAUUGAAAGAAUCAAAAACAUGGUUACAGCAGCAUCUCCCUAUAUGUUACAAGCUACAAAGAACAGAGUUUAUAUUAGGAGUGUAAAAAUUUUAAUUCCAAAUACUUGGGCAGCUGAUAGCAGGUUUGGAAGACCAAAACAAGAGUCCUAUGACAAGGCAGAUGUCAUAGUUGCUGGACCUUCCCAACUUGGAGAUACUCCAUAUGCUUGGAUGUAUAGGGCAUGUGGAAAACCAGGAAAAUAUAUCCAUUUUACUCCCAACUUUUUACUGAAUGAUAAUCUGCUCCCAAUAUACGGACCUCAAGAAAGAGUAUUUGCCCAUGAAUGGGCUCAUCUCCGCUGGGGAGUGUUCGAUGAAUACAAUGAUGAUCAGCCGUAUUAUCUUUCCAAGCAAAAGAACAUUGAAGCAACUAGAUGUCCUUUGGAUCUUAAAGGUGUAAAUAAAGUUAGAGUGUGUCAGGGAAGCGUAUGUACGUUUAGAGACUGUAAUUCGGACUCUAAGACUGGCGUUUAUGAGGCGGGGUGCAUGUUCUUUCCUGAUGUCACUCAGACUGCCAAUAUAUCCGUUAUGUAUGCGCAAUCCCUGGAUCCUAAUCCUCUCUUAUCAGAUCAUGUAACUGUCAAAUCACAACUAGUAAAAAUAAACAAUACUUCUGAUCGUGACACAUUGAAAGCGCUUCUUCCCACAACUGCCAGAGGUGGUACAAACAUCUGUUUAGGAGUCCGUGCUGGGUUUCAUGAAAACCAAAAAUAUGAUGGUGGAACAAAUGGUACAGAAGUAGUGCUUCUGACUGAUGGAGAAGAUUCUGGUAUCAGUUCCUGUUUUGCUGAAGUACAAGCGAGCGGGGCCAGUAUUCACACAGUGGCUCUAGGGCCAAGUGCAGACCCAGCACUUGAAAAGCUAGCAAUUAUGACAGGUGGGCUAAGAUUUUAUGCAUCAGAUGCAUUAAAUACAACUGGUUUAAUUGACGCAUUUAGCGCAAUGACAUUCGGGAGUGCCACACUCACUCAGAAGUCAAUUCAGCUUGAAAGUGCAGCAACGACUAUCUUAGCAGGAGGAUGUUUAAAUGGGACUGUGGCCAUCGACAUCACAGUGGGAAACAACACUUUCUUUUUAGUUACGUGGCAGAAUACAUUUCCCAACAUUACCCUUGAGGACCCAAAAGGAAAUGUUUAUCGGAACGCUCAUUUUGUCAGCAAUUUAGUGUCAAAAUCAGCUAGUCUUGAAAUUCCAGGAACAGCUGAGAGAGGACUUUGGGUAUACAGUGUGUGUAACAGUAAUGAGAAAGCUCAAGCCUUCGGGAUAACAGUGAACUCGCAUGCGGCUGAUGCAAAUGUGCCCCCAAUAACUGUAGAAACACAAAUGAACGCUGACACUAAUUCCUACCCUAAUCCAAUGACCGUGUACGCAUUUGUAACACAAGGGCAUAUUCCUGUAUUGGGAGCAAAAGUGACCGCUAUUAUAGAAUCGCAAAAAGGCGAUGUGCAAAUGUUGGAGCUUUUCGAUAAUGGAGCAGGUGCAGAUAUCAUAAAGGGUGAUGGCAUCUAUUCCAAAUUCUUCUUCACUUUCAUUGAAAAUGGCAGAUAUAGCUUAAAAGUACGGGUUGAAAACAAAGAAAAUAACAGCAAAUUAGCUGCCCCAUCCAAUCGUGCUUUAUACGUACCCGGCUAUGUGGCAAAUGGUAAAAUAAUAGCAAACCCAACACAGCCUCCAGUUAUUAUUGAAGAUCAGUACAUUUUAGGAAAGUUUACCAGAACAACUUCAGGUGGGACUUUCAAUAUUUCUGGAGUUGUAUCACUUCCUUCUAAAGACAUCUAUAAACCCCAAAAAAUAACAGAUUUGGAUGCAGAAAUAUUGGGAAAUAAAAUUUUAUUAUCUUGGACAGCAACGGGCGAUGAUCUGGACCAAGGAAAUGCAUCAAGAUAUGAUUUAAGGAUGAGCUUCAACUUUCAGGAGCUUAUUGACAACUUUGAAAAUGCCACCUGGGUCAACAUCUCCAACCUCUCACCACAGCCUGCUGGGUGCAAUGAAACAUUUGUUUUUGAACCAGAAAAAUUAGUUAUUAAAAAUGGGACCAUCAUUUAUUUUGGUUUGGUUGCAACUGAUAAUGUUAAUCAGACAUCAGAAAUGUCUAACUUAGCUAGGGCAACAUUAUUUUUACCACCAACUCCAUCACCUUUAUCAUCACCAACUCAAAUACCAACUCCUAAAUCAACACCAAAACCAACUUCAAUACAAUCCACACCAACUCAAAAAUUAACAGAAAAGCUAGCUCCAACAGCAACACUGGAACCAACAGCAUCUCCAACACCAAGUCCAAAAUCAACAACAAAACUAACACAAAUGCAAACUCCACAAUCUACACCAACUCCAAAAUUAAAAAUAAUUGUAACACCAUUUCUAACACCAACUCAAACAUCAUAUCCAACAUCAACUCUAAAACCAACUCCAACACAAUCUCCAACAGUAACUCCAAGAUCAACACAAAAACUAACGCCAACACGAUCUCCAACACAAAAUACAAAUUCAACAUCAAAACCAACACAAAUCCCAACUCCAAUCCAAUAUCUAAUACCUAUUCCAAAACCAACUUCAAAUUCAACACAAAAAACAUUGCCAACACUAACUUCAACUCCUACUGCAAAGCCAAAAUCAACUCCAAAGCAUACUACAAAACCAACAACAAAAUCAAGUUUAAAAGAACUGCCAACACUAGAUCUACCAGAUACUCUGUCAAUUCCUCAAUCAGGAAGUGACUCUUUUGUGAAACUUAACUCAAUCAUUUUGCUCCUGGCUCCAGUUCCAAAAUCAACACCAAAACCAACUUCAACACUGUCUGCAACACCAACUCCAAAAUCAACAAUAUUAACUCCAACACCAUCUCCAACAAUAGCUUCAAAAUCGACACCAAAACUGACUCCAACGCAAACACCACAAUCAAUGCCAAAUCCAAAUUUAAAACCUAACAUAACUCUAACACCAUUUCUAACACCAACUAUAAAUUCAACAUCUAAACCAACUUGGACAUCAUCUCCAACUACAAUAAAAACACCAAGACCAACCCAAAAAUCAACAACUCCAAUUUUACUAAAACUAACUCCAAAAACAACACCAAUUUCAACACAAUCUACAAAGCCGACUCUAAAAUUAACACUAAAACCAGCUUCAAAUUCAACACAAAAACCAUUACUAACACUGACUUCAACAUCAACUGCAAAACAAACUACAAAGCAAACUUCAAAACCAACAACAAAAUCAAGUGCAAAACUAUUCGCAACACUAACUCAUCUACCAGAUACCCUGCCAAGUAUUCAAUCAGGAAGUGACUUAUCUGUGAACUUAAACUCAAUAAUUUUGUUUCUGGUGGCAGGGUCAACGUUACUGAUGACCUCUCUUGUUUUAUAA
This is a messenger RNA of Bombina bombina (fire-bellied toad), 3570 nucleotides long. RefSeq names its product calcium-activated chloride channel regulator 3A-1-like. Lineage: Eukaryota; Metazoa; Chordata; Amphibia; Anura; Bombinatoridae. The transcript is spliced from 13 exons. Bases 16 to 3570 code for a protein of 1184 amino acids. The record is from RefSeq and is a predicted model, not a curated record.